Penaeus vannamei (Pacific white shrimp) is the source of this 452-nucleotide messenger RNA. The record is from RefSeq and is a predicted model, not a curated record. NCBI's taxonomy places the organism in Eukaryota, Metazoa, Arthropoda, Malacostraca, Decapoda, Penaeidae.
AUGGCGCCCAUUCAGAUGGAAAAGUCCUACGACGUGACAGUCUCCUCCACCCCGCGGAAAAGUGCUCGCGACAGGGAGGUGUUGGCCAGAUGGAGUGGCGACGAUUUCCAAGCGAAAGACUUCCGCCGGGAGGAUAUUAUGGACCGAUACAGACAGCUUCGAUCUCGCAACCUCAAGGAAGAGAACCAGGCUGUCACAGUCACAUCUGACAAAACAAGUCACAAGAUUGUGCUGGACGUGCAUGACUUUCUGGAAGGAGAUGUGAGAGUGAAGGUGUUGGACGAGGAGGAGCUGUUGGUGGAAGGACACGUGGAGAGGAAGGAGGAAGGAAGCCUGUCCGUCUCGUCACACUCCUUCAGACGCUACUUCUCUUUGCCUCGACACACAGACAUGGCAGCGAUCACGUCCGUCUUGUCCACAGAUGGAAUCCUCACAAUGCGCCAAAAAAAGUG